ACCAAACACAACCUAGGUGCUAGAAGCUUUAAAACCCUAUAAAUUCGCUCAUUUUCUACUGCAGCUGCAACUGAAGAGCGAAGAAGAAGGUCUCCAUGUCAAGUGGUGUCUAUUCCAAAUUUGGAGCUCUCUCCAGCAAAGCAUUGUAGAUCAGGCAUUGCAGAUUCAUGGCUUCUAGCUUGAACAACCAGCCAAGUUUGAAGAAGGAAGCGAAUGAGAAUGGAGAAGAUAGGAUCAACAGGUUACCAGACUGUGUUCUUGUCCACAUUCUCUCUUUCCUUCCAACAAAAUAUGCAGUUCGGACCAGCAUUCUAUCAUCAAGGUGGAAACACAUAUGGGCUUCUGUCCCCAUUUUGGAAUUCAAUGGUCCAAUACUGUCACCUUCGUAUAUUCCGUUCCUUAAAGCAAGUGUUUGUGUUGAUGCCUCCCAUCCACAUGCUCUUGGAGCCAUGCCACAUCUGAACCGAGCAUUUGUGCUUUUGGAAGCAAUUGCUAAUGUUAAGCAUCUACAUCUGAAGUCUAGCACAAUGGCAGUUCUCGGCAUUGCUAAUGACAAAAAUUGGCCUGUGUUUCCUAAUUUGACCCAUUUGGAAUUUGAUGAUGUUGGCUGCAAGAGUUUGCCCGACUUACUCAAUGGUGUGCCUAAUUUGUGCACUAUGGUAUUUACGAAGGUACCACUUGAUAGUUUUGAACCUUUGGAGCAAUUCUACUGGCUUGAACCACAAGGGGUGCCCAGUUGUUUGAGGUCUACCCUCAAAGAAAUUAAAGUCUCUGGCAUUGAUGGGUUGCAAGAUGAGCUCAAUCUGAUAAAGUAUUUCUUGGAAAAUGCAAGUGUCUUAGAAAAGAUGACAAUUGGAUAUGGAAUGUUAAGCAUAAAGGAAGAGGCUGAGUUUCUUAGGCACCUUGUCAGGUUACCAAGGUGUUCAAAAUCUUGUCAAAUUGAACUUGUUUGAGGUAUCAUUCAUUAAGUUUUCAGUUGGCACUUCUUCUGGAGGUAUGUGUACUAAUUAUGAAAAUAAGAAAAAUAUUAUUUAGACUACCAUUUGCACAUUUACACAUUGUGAAAGUGCAAAUUCAAUAUUGCAGUGAGUUUAUUAGCUUUCAAUUAGUGCAAAAAAUUGAUAGAAAAUUCAUUCAAAUAGAAUCAUCAUUCAACAUUGUAAGGGAAUGGUCAUUCCAAUGGGAUGCUAAGUAAUGAUUAUUCGAUUCCAUUCCAUUCCAUUCUACCUUCAUUUUAGUGAACCAAACUCUGUCUUAGAGUGUACAGAGUCAUCAAACGAGUGGUCUGAAUUUUCUUUUUUUAUUUUAGAUACUUACUAAAUGUUUCUUUUAUGAUCCAACCAUUGUUACUAAAUGGAGUUGUUAUGAUGGAUAAAUAUUCUAUUCUUGAGCUGCUAUUGAAACUAAUAACUUCAAUUGAUCAAAUGCUUUUGUACUUUGUGAUAUUAGUUAAAAAGUCCCUAUUAACAACUGAGAUUUGGAUUAAAGGAAUGGACUGUGUAGCUUGAACCCCGGCAUCCUUCUUCGUCAUGUUAUUUUUUCAAUUUUCUUUGUGCAAGAGGUUGUUACUCAACCACAACACCAUAAAUUCUCAGAUUCAUAGAGACACCAUUUGAAAUACUGAUCCCUACAAGGCAACAAAUGAAAUGGCUUCUGUUAGGUCUGCAUUCUAGGCUUUAUAACCUUGCAAGAGAAAAAAUCAAGAAUUUUGAAUAGAGAUUGUCCAUGAAAUAGCUGAAUUAGGUGUUUCAAGUCUUCAAGUUUGUAAAUCAGUCAGUUAUCUCAUCAGUUAUGUUCGAACUCCCAUAUUUCCGAUUCUAAUUGAAA
Camellia sinensis is the source of this 1827-nucleotide messenger RNA. The record is from RefSeq and is a predicted model, not a curated record. Lineage: Eukaryota; Viridiplantae; Streptophyta; Magnoliopsida; Ericales; Theaceae.